AUGACAAUCAUCAAAGACUCUCUCCACUCGCUGGAGAUCCCUGUGCUGCUCUCCCUCUCAAAGAUGUCGAUUCUCUCAAGUCUCUCCAUUCUGCUCUCCUCACUCGUAGUAUAUCUUGCCUCACUCGUCUUCUACCGUCUCUACCUGCACCCACUGGCAAAGCACCCCGGCCCAUUCCUUGCACGGAUCACAGACUGGUACAAUGUCUACCACGCCUACCUCGGCGACCGCCAUCUCGCCCUGCACAAUGCCCACCUCAAAUACGGCCCCGUCGUCCGCUUCGCCCCAAACCUCAUCUCCAUCAACACCUCCACAGCCCUCAAGACCAUCUACGGCCACAGCCCCGCCUCGCGCUCGCUGCAAAAGGGGUCCUUCUACUCGGCCUUCCCCGCCGUCAAGGGCGUCUACAACACGCACAACUGCAUCAACAAAACCGAGCACGGCCGCAAGCGCCGCGUCCUCUCGGCCGCGUUCUCGGAGAAUGCGCUGAAGAGCAUGGAGGACCUUGUGCUGGGCAACAUUCAGGUGUUUGUAGACGAGAUUGAGAGGCGCAGUGUGCAGCUGCGCAAGGGCAUCGAUAUGGGCGAGAUGUUUAGCUGGCUGACGUUUGAUGUUAUGGGGGAGCUGUGUUUUGGGAAGAGCUUUGGCAUGUUGAGGGAUGAGACGACGAGGUUUGUGACGCACUUGAUUGCGCAGGCGGCGCAUAGCCACUAUAUCAACGGAAACUACCUCCCCCUCGCCACGCUCAAGAUCUCGCGUAUCCUCUUCCCCACCAUCCAGCGCGACAGAUGGCGCUUCAUCCAGCACUCGCGCGGCUGCGCCAACGAGCGCAUGAAGCUCGGCGCCGACUACAAAAAGGACUUCUUCCACUACCUCCUCGACGCCAAAGACCCCGAGACCGGCAAAGGCUUUGAAACCGCCGAGCUCUGGGGCGAAGCCAACGUUCUCAUGAUUGCCGGCUCCGACACCACCGCAACCGCGCUCGCAGCAACACUCUUCUACCUCCUCCGCAACCCGACGAAGCUCGCCACGCUGCAGAAGGAGAUCCGCAGCGCGUUCGCCAGCGCGGACGAGAUCGUGGGUGGGAAACAGCUCACGGACUGCCACUACCUCAAGGCCUGCAUCGACGAAGCCAUGCGUCUCGCGCCCCCCGUCCCCGGCCUGCUCCCCCGCGAGGUCACGGCGCCGGAAGGAAUCACUGUCGAUGGCGUUUUCCUCCCCUGCGGCACCGUAACAGGAACCCCCAUCUACGCCCUCCACCACAACCCCACCUACUUCCCCUCACCCCACGCCUUCGACCCCGAGCGCUGGCUGCAACCAUACACAACCGCCGACGCCAUCGAGUCCGCCCGCGCCGCAUUCACGCCCUUCUCCAUCGGCCCGCGCGGCUGCAUCGGCAAGUCUGUCGCGUACGUCGAGCUACGGCUUACGGUUGCGCGACUGAUGUGGGAGUUUGAUGUGGAGGAGGUGGUGCAGGAGGGGAAGGGGGUGCUGUGGAGGGAGGGCGUGGCGGUGCGGGAGGGGGAGUUUAGGUUGUUGGAUCAUUUCACGAGUAGGAAGGAGGGGCCGGUGGUGGUGUUUCAGAGGAGGUAG
Messenger RNA from Morchella importuna, 1593 nucleotides. RefSeq lists its product as uncharacterized. The record is from RefSeq and is a predicted model, not a curated record. Gene Ontology annotation, molecular function: oxidoreductase activity, acting on paired donors, with incorporation or reduction of molecular oxygen; heme binding; monooxygenase activity. The transcript is spliced from 5 exons. NCBI's taxonomy places the organism in Eukaryota, Fungi, Ascomycota, Pezizomycetes, Pezizales, Morchellaceae. Bases 1 to 1593 code for a protein of 530 amino acids.